This is a messenger RNA of Malania oleifera, 1733 nucleotides long. RefSeq names its product putative UPF0481 protein At3g02645. Lineage: Eukaryota; Viridiplantae; Streptophyta; Magnoliopsida; Santalales; Ximeniaceae. The record is from RefSeq and is a predicted model, not a curated record. The coding region runs from base 212 to 1522 and encodes 436 amino acids. The transcript is spliced from 3 exons.
CAGAAAUGGGAUUGUGCUUCCAAACCUACAAUUUCCCCAUUCCCAUGCCAUCCAGCUUGCUUCCCUCUGCUUGAAAUUUACCUCUCCAUCCUCCAAUCCUAGUACCUUCAACAAGAGUUUGGCCAGCCACAACUGCAGUGCAGAUCAUGAGCACUAUUGCCUGUUCAACAUAUUCAUUGACAAGCAGCUAAUUAAAAAGGAAAUUCAUUGAAUGGAAGAGGAAAGGAUCAUGGAUAGUGCUGAUGAUGCUGGACCACGAUUAAUAGAGAAAAAUGAGAGUCGUGGGUCAUUUGAUAUAAAAGAGAUGGUAUCAAAAGAAUUGCCUCCCUUGCCAGCUAACUCUUGUAUUUACAGAGUCCCCAAAAGGCUUCGUCGUGUGAAUGAAGAAGCUUACACACCUCAAAUGGUCUCCAUCGGCCCUCUUCACCACGGAAAAGAAAAUUUUUUGGCUAUGGAGGAGGUCAAAUUGAGGUAUCUGAACAAGCUUCUUGAUCGUACCAAUAUGAUUUUAGAUGAUUGUAUUGAAGAAAUAAAGAAGUUGGAAGCAGAUGCCCGCGACUGCUAUGCAGAAAACAUCAAGCUUACUAGUGAUGAAUUCGUUAAAAUGAUGCUUGUUGAUGGUAGUUUCAUCAUUGAGGCCAUGCUAAUUUUAACUGGAACUUACGCAUCGGAAGAUACAAAAAAUCACACGUAUUUUAAGAGAUGGACAGUGGUUGACAUGCGGCCUGACAUGAUACUACUUGAAAACCAACUUCCAUUCUUUAUUCUCCAAACAAUAUUCAAUCUUGCCUUCCCUGCAGGCAAAUGCUGGAAUCACUCCUUGCUUGAGAUUUCCCUUUCAUUUUUUGGUGACAUAAUGAUGGCAGAGAAAUGCCCAAAGACAACCUUAACAUUAGAAGUAAAACAUUUUCUUGAUUUGCUAAGACUUUGCCAUCUACCAUCAUCCCUCAGACCAUCUCCAUAUGAGUUUGACAAAUUCUAUGUUUCAAUUCCAAAAGCAGUAGAGCUCUGUGAGGCAGGUGUAGUAUUCAUGAAGGGUUCAUUAGAACGCUUGUUGGACAUACACUAUACUCCAGGAGUACUCAAAAUACCGCCACUAGUGAUUCAACAACGCUCAGAAAUUUUACUUAGAAAUCUCAUGGCCCUAGAGCAGUGUCACUAUCAAUAUGAUAGUUACAUUACUGAUUACAUCUACUUGAUGGAUAAUCUUAUAGACACUGACAAAGAUGUUGAGUUGCUUGUUCAAAAUGGGAUUAUUAUGACCUUUUAUGGAGACAACUCUAGACUUGCAAAUCUAUUCAAUAAUCUUGUGAUAGAAACUACAUUAGCAACUGACAACUAUUAUUAUUAUGGUUGUGCGAAAGAAAUCAAAGAAUUUUGUGAAGUUCCAUGGCACAAAUGGAAGGCUACCUUGAAACGAGAUUAUCUCAGCACUCCUUGGAAAGUUUCUUCCACCAUUGCUGCUAUAGUUCUCAUACUUCUUACCUUCAUUCAGACCAUAUGUUCUAUCAUUGGAAAAUAGGAAAUACCCCUAAAGGUUUAUAGAAUAAGACAUUGAAUGUUUUAAGUUCAAAUAUUGAGAUGUGAUGGAAAGAACAUGAAAUGAACAACUUACUUUUGUUUUACUGAACCCUUUCAAAGGGGACCUUAUGUUCCUCGAAAUAAUGUUUCAUAAAUUAGUUGAUUGGUUUGGUUGUAUAUUAUUAAUUUAGAUGAAGUUGUGCUACUUUCAU